AUGGUCUCUCUGAAGUUACAGGCUCGCUUGGCCGCGGACAUUCUCCGCUGUGGCCGCAACCGUGUGUGGCUUGACCCCAAUGAGGCGACGGAGAUCCGCAACGCCAACUCCCGCAAGAGCGUGCGCAAGCUCAUCAAGGAAGGUCUUGUGAUGUGCAAGCCCGUGAAGGUGCACUCCCGCUCCCGCUGGCGCCGCAUGAAGGAGGCCAAGGCAAUGGGCCGCCACGAGGGCACUGGCCGCCGCGAGGGUACACGCGAGGCUCGCAUGCCAAGCAAGGAACUGUGGAUGCGCCGUCUCCGUAUUCUUCGCCGUCUUCUCCGCAAGUACCGUGAGGAGAAGAAGAUCGACCGCCACAUCUACCGUGAGCUUUACACCAAGGCCAAGGGUAACGUGUUCCGUAACAAGCGCAAUCUCAUGGAGCACAUCCACAAGGUGAAGAACGAGAAGAAGAAGGAGCGCCAGUUGGCUGAGCAGCUUGCCGCCAAGCGCAGCAAGGAUGAGCAGCACCGCCAGAAGGCUCGCAAGCAGGAGCUCAAGAAGCGCGAGAAGGACCGCGAACGUGCCCGCCGCGAUGAUGCCGCCGCUGCCGCUGCCGCUGCCGCCGCCGCUAAGGCGAGCGCUGCUGCAAAGAAGGCCGCUGCCCCUGUGGGCAAGAAGAGCGCCAAGGCCGCUGCCCCUGCAAAGGCCGCUGCUCCCGCUAAGGCUGCCGCACCAGCGAAGGCUGCUGCUCCCGCCAAGGCCGCCGCACCAGUGAAGGCUGCCGCUCCCGCUGCCAAGAAGGCUGGAGGCAAGAAGUGA
This is a messenger RNA of Trypanosoma theileri, 798 nucleotides long. RefSeq names its product putative 60S ribosomal protein L19. Gene Ontology annotation, biological process: translation. Gene Ontology annotation, molecular function: structural constituent of ribosome; RNA binding. The transcript has a single exon. The coding region runs from base 1 to 798 and encodes 265 amino acids. NCBI's taxonomy places the organism in Eukaryota, Euglenozoa, Kinetoplastea, Trypanosomatida, Trypanosomatidae. Gene Ontology annotation, cellular component: cytosolic large ribosomal subunit; ribosome. The record is from RefSeq and is a predicted model, not a curated record.